AUGUUUCUCGGACCGAAAAAUAAUAUUUGGUUCCUGCUCCAGCCUUUACUCUUGGCUCAUUUUGCUAAAUCUGGUGCAGCAGCGUUUGCGCAUUGUCGACCGGAUGAGAAAUGCGUCAGAUUGGACACUUGUUACCCACUUAUGAAGUUCCUAAGGCCCCGGGGAAUGACAACUGCUGAGAGAGAAAUAUUUCAUAACCGACAGUGCGGCAUAGACAACAGAAGACUCGAAUUACUGCACAAAGUUUUGAUCUGCUGCCCGAAGAGUGGUGAUGUCCUGCCAAAUAAUCAGAUAUGUGGCCAAACCCCGCCCGCUUUUCAUACAACAGCUGGAGAAGAGGCGCCUCUGAACGGGUUUCCCUGGAUGGCCAUGCUAUUAUACGCGAAUUCUUUUAGUUCGACGCAGGAUACUGUACCCAGGUGCGCGGGAUCACUGAUCACCAAUCGCUACGUGCUCACCGCGGCCCAAUGUGUGAACAUAAAUGGCUUGGAGCUAAGAAGUGUGCGACUCGGAGAGCAUGACACCUCCUCAAACCCAGACUGCCUCACUUUAAUCAGUGGAACGAAGAUAUUCGCUCCCCCGCAUCUGGAAAUCAACGUGGAGCUGGCCAUCAAGCAUGAGCACUACGUGGCCAUAGAAGGGAAGCACUACAACGACAUUGCCCUGUUGCGACUCCAAUUUCCGGUUCGGUAUACGGAGCAAAUCCUACCCAUUUGUAUUUUACCUAGCGAUAAUUUAUCGAAUCCUUCCUUUGACAACUACAGUUUGCAAAUAGCGGGCUGGGGGUCCUCGCAAAUGCAGAGUUCCAGCAAUGUAUUAUUGUAUGCCAACAUCCAGGGCAGGAACCCGGAUGAGUGCUCAAGAAGCUAUUCGUUCUUAGGGAUAAACAAGGAGACCCAAGUAUGCGCAGGUGGCCAGAACAGAAAGGACACCUGUAAAGGAGACUCUGGCAGUCCGUUGAUGGCCACAAUGGGAUGGGGCGUGGACGAAUUCGUUUAUUUAGCCGGGAUUACCUCCUAUGGAUUUAACCAGUGCGGAGAUUGGCCAGCAGCUUACACGAAAACUUCAUGUUAUGUCAAUUGGAUACAGAGGAGUAUGUCGAGAUAUGAGGAAAACUAG
Messenger RNA from Drosophila suzukii, 1119 nucleotides. Its product is annotated as spaetzle-processing enzyme-like. Gene Ontology annotation, biological process: proteolysis. The record is from RefSeq and is a predicted model, not a curated record. NCBI's taxonomy places the organism in Eukaryota, Metazoa, Arthropoda, Insecta, Diptera, Drosophilidae. Gene Ontology annotation, molecular function: serine-type endopeptidase activity.